Messenger RNA from Ctenopharyngodon idella (grass carp), 1971 nucleotides. RefSeq names its product interferon-inducible GTPase 5-like. The coding region runs from base 364 to 1533 and encodes 389 amino acids. The transcript is spliced from 2 exons. Gene Ontology annotation, cellular component: membrane. Lineage: Eukaryota; Metazoa; Chordata; Actinopteri; Cypriniformes; Xenocyprididae. Gene Ontology annotation, molecular function: GTP binding. The record is from RefSeq and is a predicted model, not a curated record.
UAGUUUCGAUUCCCUGCAAUGCAAUUGUCAGUUUCGUUUCUCUUAUUGUAAUCGUCUAGCUUAUUGUAUUGACACAUGCAUUUUCUGUAAAGCUACUUUGAAACGAUAUGUAUUGUUAAAAGCGCUAUACAAAUAAACGUGAACUGAAUUGAAUCUUAUGGGACACGUCCACAGUGACCUGUAAACGUACAGGAAGAAGAAAGAAGUUCUUUAGGGGGCAUUUUUAUUUUUUAUCUUUGAUAUUGAUUAAUAUUUGUUGCCUAUUUGUAGAACAUUUACAGCGUCCUUAACUGAAGAGAAACACAGUGUCUCACUUCUCCAGCUGGAACCAAUAAAUAAAAUAAAAGAAUUUAACCAGGCAUAAUGACAGAAAAUACUUCUUCUGACAUGGAUUUCUCUGGAGCUUUGCAGAGACUGGGAGAACAUGACCCAAAUGCAGCUGUUGCAAAGGCUAAAGAACAACUGGACAGUCUUGACAGUGUGACUCUGAAUAUUGCUGUGACUGGGGAAACAGGAGCAGGAAAAUCUGCUUUCAUUAAUGCAUUUCGAGGUCUGGGUGACGAUGAUGAUAGUUCUGCACCAACUGGGUUAACUGAAACCACAAAGCAAAUUACCAUGUACACCCAUCCCACGAAAUCAAACGUCAGACUGUGGGACCUGCCGGGCACUGGUAUGCCAAAUUUCAAGGCUAACAAAUUCCUCCAAGAAGUUAAAUUUGAUACAUAUGAUUUAUUUGUCAUCAUUUCCUCUGAGAGGUUCAAGGAAAAUGAUGUCUUUUUGGCCAAGGAGAUUCAAAAAAAGAAGAAAAAUUUUUAUUUUGUGCGGACCAAGAUUGAUAAUGACAUUCGUUCAGUAGCACAGAAAAGAAAUUUUAAUGAGCAGCAGGCACUUUGCACAAUUAGAGAGGACUGCAACAGAAAUUUGAAAGAAGUAGGAAACCCCAAGGUGUUUCUGAUAUCCUCUUAUGACCUGGCAAAAUAUGACUUCCAAGACCUGGUAGAUACCCUAGAGUUAGACCUUUCAGAACACAAGAGAUUUGCUCUGGUUCAGUCUGUGCCUGUGUGCUCUCUGGCAAUGCUAGAAAAGAAGAAAGAGGCUAUGGAGAAGUUGAUUUGGCUUCCAGCAUUGGCCUCAGGUUUGGGUGCUGUUGUCCCUGUCCCUUUAUUACCUGUGGCCAUUGACAAAACGGUAAUGACGACCUAUCUCUUAAGUUGUCAUUACAAUUUGGGUUUGAAUGAGAAAUCACUCAUCAAAUUGUCAGAGAGAACGAACAAGCCUCUCUCACAGCUGAAAUCAGCUAUAAAGUCUCCUGUAGCAUUGGCAGUGGUAAACAGACUAGGCAUUAUGCCUCGUACAUCUGUGACAAAACCAGUGAAAAGCUUAGAGGAUCUGCUAGAUAGUAAAUUUAUUUUUACCAGUAUUCAGAAUGCAACUGUGGCCUUCAAAAUGACAUACACUGUCUUGAGUGAAGCUCUAAAUGAGAUGACAAAUGACAUGAGACAGGUUCUCCAAGCCGCAGAUUUGGAUGAGUAAAAUCAAGCUGGUACAGCAAACAGAUGUUUACAGAAACUGUUUAUGUUAAAUCAGAACAUCAAAACUGAGUUUAUUAAGUUUGCACUGGGGAAUUUGCACUGCAGAUUUAUCCCCCAGAAAAGGAAAAUGGCUGGAAAGAGGAAGUUAUACUGAAUGUUAUAUUCAGUAAUUUUCUUCAUAUUUUAUCAAGGUGCAUGUUAAAUGAAAUGGAAUAUAGAAUAAUAUGUAUAUGUAAUAAAAUGUGUGAAAAUGUGGGAAUCUGGUGGUUUGUGCAAGAAAUUUUCUAUCUAAUCUUUUUAUUGUGCAGUUUUGUAAAUGAGGACUAUUAACUUUACUGAAUGUUUAACUUGUUUUACCUUGUAUAGAAGGGUUUCAUGCCAAGGGUCAGGAUCUCUUUACAGUACCUUCUACUAAACAAUAAACCAUUUCUGUAUAUUC